UUCCACUUUUCCAAGUCGCUGUUUCGUGCCAGGCCUCGAUGAACACAGGAGUCUUGCUUGACGGCGAAUGUUUUCUUCCCAGGCCUCCUCCCCCUGGCCAUAAUUUCCAAUGAUUACAAGCCCAAGUAACGCGCUUUAGAUACACUGAUCAAACGCCUCCCCCUCUUCCUGGAGAGCGCUUCCACACCCUCGUGCUUGCUUAUCGCAUGGAACAAGGCCCUGACCACCGAGUAGGGGUUCCUUCUUCCGAUGCUCCUCGCCUCCCCGCACUCCACACCCAUAAUCCUCAGCAUGUCGUUUAUCAUUCGCCCCUCCUUAUGUGGUCGGUUGGGUUGACCCGCCUGGAUAUAGAUGCGGCAAUUGUUGUGCUUCCCGUACAGGUCGGUGGUGAUGCACCGGUUGCGGUAGAGAUCGAUGUGGAUGAGGUUUUUCUUGGCAGCCCUAUAGGCCCGUAUCUGCGCCUCCUCCAGGGUCGCGCCUUUCCCCACGCCCCAGCCUCCGCAGCCUUUCAGGUUGCCUACGAGCACCAGAGCGCGAUAGGAGAGAAUGUGCCCCCCCUUGAUGAUCUUCUGCGUCGUGUCUGUGUCCACCAGCAUCUUCACCCACUUGCCCUCCGGAUGGAUGGCGAAGGGAUUGACGUCUCUUCCCGCGUAACUUUCUUCCUCUUUCUCCUCCUCUUCUUCCUGGACAUCUUUCCCGCUCCCCUUUGCCCCUGGCUCUGCCACCCCGAGCCCCCCAGGCUUCGACGCGGCGGCCUCGCCCCCCUCCAUCCCCGCCUC
Molecule: messenger RNA, 779 nt
Organism: Nannochloropsis gaditana CCMP526
Product: 30s ribosomal protein s5
Exons: 1
Source: RefSeq, a predicted model, not a curated record